AUGAAGAAAGCAAAAAAAUCCUUGAGCACACAUCCUACUACCGCUAGACCCUCCACACCCAUUACACGAUCCACUACUAUUAGACCUACUACUUCUAAUACACAACUCUCCACCGCUGAAUCAGCCACAUCCAUCACUCAACCCAACACUAAUAUACCUAUUACUUCUACUAUACAACUCUCCACUACUGAAUCAGCACAACUCUCCAUCGAUGAAUCAGCCACAUCCACCACACAAUCCAGUACUAAUAACGAUAGACCUACUACUUCUAAUACACAACUCUACAUCGCUGAAUCAGCCACAUCCACCACACAACCUAGCACUAAUCAACCCGCUAUAUUCACCACACAACCAACAACAACUUCACAAAUCACUCCAUCUAGACACACUAAUGUUCUGCUUAGCUCUCCUAUUAUCCAAGAAGAAUAUGAACGUGAUACAAUGAAAAGAAAUAGAAAAUUCGAAGAAUUAGAAAACGAAAAUCUACGGCUAUGGAAAGUAAUUGAUGAGCUUCAUGAUAUCACAAGACGGCAAGAUCGUAACAUAAUGGAUAUAACGGACCAAAUCAAUUAUUUAAUGAUUUCCAUUAUCACUUUGAUUGAUGAAAUUGAGGAAUUGUAUGAGUUAAGUCAAUCUGAUGACCAAGACUCGUUUGAGUGGGUGAUGGAAGAAUCUUCAACUAAUGCAUUACGAAGCAAUUUGGGAGAUCGUUACAAAACAAGCCAACAUAAGUUGGCAGAAAUUCGGCGACAAUACCCUACUAAAUCUUCCCGAAAUACGUUAUCAAUUCAUCAGGAUCCAUUCCGAAACGAUGACUGGUUACGUAAAAACUCUCAGCAACCUGAAAAAAUGUCCCGACGUACGGAGGCGUUUGGACACUUUUCCAUCAAAAAUGCUAAACGUACUAAAAAGUAUGACUUAGAUGAGUUAAUAAAACAGCUAAACAAAAGUGAUCAUGAAAUCUCCGAUGCUGAGGAAAGGGAUGAAAAUAGUUACGCGUCCUUUAACUUACAUGAUAUAUCCCAGAGAUCUGAUAAACUACAUCAUCUCUUCCUUGAUACCAUGAGGCCACAUCAGAAAUCGAUCUUAUUAAACUUAUCUGCACCAGAGGACCUUCCGGAUUGGGAAACGACUGAAAGUGGUGACGAAUGUGAUGAAGAAAGUGAAAAUAGUUGUAGUGAUGAUAGUGAAGGAAUGGAA
Molecule: messenger RNA, 1200 nt
Organism: Racocetra persica
Lineage: Eukaryota; Fungi; Glomeromycota; Glomeromycetes; Diversisporales; Gigasporaceae
Source: the annotation of a GenBank genome assembly